Messenger RNA from Erpetoichthys calabaricus (reedfish), 930 nucleotides. RefSeq names its product olfactory receptor 1-like. Gene Ontology annotation, biological process: G protein-coupled receptor signaling pathway. NCBI's taxonomy places the organism in Eukaryota, Metazoa, Chordata, Cladistia, Polypteriformes, Polypteridae. Gene Ontology annotation, cellular component: membrane. The transcript has a single exon. The coding region runs from base 1 to 930 and encodes 309 amino acids. The record is from RefSeq and is a predicted model, not a curated record. Gene Ontology annotation, molecular function: G protein-coupled receptor activity; olfactory receptor activity.
AUGAACCAAACCUCAAUGUCCGUGUCAGAGUUCGUCUUGCUUUGUACAAUCGACUCCCAGAAGAAAAGCUACACCAUUGUUAUGCUCACUGUGGUCUACUUGGUGACGCUGCUUGGGAAUUUCCUGGUAGUUCUGGUCAUAGCAAUGAAUCCUCAGUUGCAAAAGCCCAUGUAUGUUGGCAUUGCAGCUUUAGCAAUAAUCGACUUGGUUGGCAGCACAAAUAUUAUUCCCAAACUAAUUGCUGUUCUUUCAGACUGGGCAGCUAUUCCCUAUGGGUUUUGCUUGCUUCAGAUGGUUUUGGUGUUAUAUUUAGGGGCAGCAGAAUCCUAUCUGUUGGUUUUCAUGGCAUGUGACCGCUAUGUGGCAGUGGUCCAUCCACUGCGAUAUUCUACAUUGGUGACAAAAAGAGCCAUCUUGGCUGCUAGUACAUUAAUAUAUUUGGCUACAGCUGCUUUUGUUUUAGCUAUGCUGAUUUUCAUCACGGAGUUGUCUUUUUGUAAUACUAAUAUCCUAAAUUAUUGUUUUUGUGAUUAUUCAUCACUAGUUAAAAUAGCUUGCAAGGAAGAUCCUAAAUACUUUCUCCCUCUGUCAGUUGGUUCUUUUGUUUUUGGCAUUUGUCCAUUUGUAUUUAUUUUACUUUCCUAUGCGCGGAUUGCUUAUGCUGCUCUGAAGAUCUCAUCUAGUGAUGGAAAAAAGAAGACUCUGAAUACGCUCACCACUCAUCUACUGGUGGUGGCACUCUUCCUUAUUCCACUUGUAUUGUCCUACCUGUUAACUGCAGUAGGAGUGAAGCUGUCUACUGAAUCAUACAACACCAUGAUAAUUGUGGCAAAUAUCGUGCCACCAAUGUUCAAUCCCAUGAUAUACAGCUUCAGAAACAAGGAGAUCCGUAGCAGCAUCCAGAAACUUUUCAAAAGUGCAAAAUUUUAA